AUGUAUUGCUGGGAGAUUCUGGCAGCACUUAUUUUAAGCGUAUGGUCUCACCACCUCCUGGGCAACACGCUGGAUGUUCCGCCUACUGUAACUGAGGGAGCCCAGCCUCGCAAACUCUUCCUAGGACUCAUUCUCGGCGCUGCCAAAGCCAUUUUCAACCCCAUCGUUAAUGCCGUAGGAUCUAUAAUAGGUGGAGGUAGUCCCGCUCCACCACCACCGCCACCUCCCCCUCCCCCACCUCCACAAGAAGAGGAUACAAACAAAGACUCCUCCAGACGCUCGCGACGCAGGCGUUCGGGUUCGUACGACGAUUCGGAUGACUCAGGUUCCGAAAGCGAUGACGAGGAUUAUAGACGAAGCCGCAGGCGGCGCAGGUCCAGACGUUCCCGCAAGUCAUCUGAUAAGGAUGACGACUCUAGCAAAGAAAAGGACGCAACUGACGAUAAAACUGGGGAUGCCAAACCUGAUGAGAGUAAGGAUGAAAGCAAAGAUUCAAAGCCCGAAGAAAAUAAGGAUGAAAGCAAAGAUUCAAAUCCAGAUGAGAGUAAGGAUGCCAAGCCCGAAGAAAAUAAGGAUGAAAGCAACGAUUCAAAGCCAGAAGAAAAUAAGGAUGCCAAACCUGAUGAGAGUAAGGAUGUGAAACUAGAUGAGAGUAAGGAUGAAAGCAAAGAUUCAAAGCCAGAAGAAAAUAAGGAUGAAAACAAAGAUUCGAAACCAGAUGAGAGUAAGGAUGCCAAACCCGAAGAAAAUAAAAAUGAAAGCAACGAUUCAAAGCCAGAUGAGAGUAAGGAUGAAAACAAAGAUUCAAAGCCCGAAGAAAAUAAGGAUGAAGGCAAAGAUUCAAAGCCUGACGACAGUAAAGACAGCAACAAUACAAGCGAAUCUUCUGAAGUGAAAGAUGGUCAGAAACCCGAAUAA
Molecule: messenger RNA, 918 nt
Organism: Babesia bigemina
Lineage: Eukaryota; Apicomplexa; Aconoidasida; Piroplasmida; Babesiidae
Product: membrane protein, putative
Exons: 2
Coding region: 1-918 (305 amino acids)
Source: RefSeq, a predicted model, not a curated record